Molecule: messenger RNA, 1139 nt
Organism: Solanum dulcamara
Lineage: Eukaryota; Viridiplantae; Streptophyta; Magnoliopsida; Solanales; Solanaceae
Product: glutathione S-transferase zeta class-like
Exons: 10
Coding region: 170-832 (220 amino acids)
Biological process (GO): glutathione metabolic process; L-phenylalanine catabolic process
Cellular component (GO): cytoplasm
Molecular function (GO): glutathione transferase activity; maleylacetoacetate isomerase activity
Source: RefSeq, a predicted model, not a curated record
ACAAAGUAGUCGAAUGGGGCCGGCCGGCGUAGACGUAUUCGGGUCGGUCCCGCCGACGAAUAGGAAAAUUUCAAUUUUGGUACCAACUGUAUCAGUAUAUAAGAGGGGAUAGUAUCAGAUAUUCUCUCUUUGUUGAUCAUUUCUGAAAGUACCGUUUACUUGCAUUGAUAUGGCAGGGAGUGGGGAGAAAUCAAAGAAGUUGCAGCUCUACUCAUAUUGGAGGAGUUCAUGUGCAUUUCGUGUCCGAAUAGCUCUCAAUUUGAAAGGAUUGGAUUAUGAGUAUAAAGCUGUUAACUUGCUUAAAGGAGAACAAAGGGACCCUGAAUACUUGAAGUUGAAUCCCCUUGGAUAUGUGCCCACGUUGGUGGAUGGAGAUGCAAUAAUUGCCGACUCUUUUGCUAUCAUAAUGUAUCUGGAAGAGAAGUAUCCCCAGCGAGCAUUGUUGCCCCAGGAUCUUCAGAAAAGAGCAAUCAACUAUCAGGCUGCAAACAUUGUUUCGGCAAACAUUCAGCCUCUACAGAAUCUUGCUGUACUUAAGUACAUCCACGAAAAAGUUGGCCCUAAUGAGACAAUUCCUUGGGUUCAAAGUCAUAUAAGAAAAGGCUUUGAAGCACUUGAAAAGCUACUUAAAGAUUAUGCUGGAAAGUAUGCAACAGGAGAUGAAGUUUACAUGGCCGACUUGUUUCUGGCACCUCAGAUCCAUGCGGUAAUCAAGCGUUUUGAAGUUGACAUGAAUCAAUUCCCUACUCUGUUGAGGGUAUUUGAGGCUUACCAAGAGCUGCCCGCUUUCCAGGAUGCUAUGCCAGAAAAGCAGCCUGAUGCCACAGGCUGAGGCAAGAAUCUGAGGUUCCAUUUGUGUAUCACAUACUAAUUAGUAUUUCAAUAAACAGGCCAUCCAUCUCCUUUAAAGUUCCCUUGUCAAACCAUUGACAUAACUACUGGACUUGCUGCACAUUCUAUUUCUGAAGGCACUUGCCUUUUGUAAAUUUACGAUGAAUAAAUGUAGAGCUUUGUAGCACUUCAGUUAUGGCACAGUCAUGAGCACUGAAGUACAGAUAGUGAAAAUGGUGUUGUACCUAUGUUAAGGAGCCUAGGAUGAACAUUCCUCAUAUUAUAAAGUUGUCUGCAUGUUGAAAAGA